This is a messenger RNA of Purpureocillium lilacinum, 1935 nucleotides long. RefSeq lists its product as uncharacterized. The record is from RefSeq and is a predicted model, not a curated record. Lineage: Eukaryota; Fungi; Ascomycota; Sordariomycetes; Hypocreales; Ophiocordycipitaceae.
AUGGAGCGACGAUAUCUCCCCCUCAGACCUGCCGCGGCGGGUAGUCGUGUGCCGGAACGGCGCUCGCCCGAGCCGUUGGAGCCCAAGAGACGCCGCGUCGGGGUCGCCGUGGCGUGCAACUCCUGUCGCCGGCGCAAGAUCAGGUGUGACGGCCGUCGACCGACCUGCACGCAGUGCCACGACCAGACAACACGAUGCGCGUACCGACACGAACCCUCGUCGGACUCGCCAGACGCGACGGUGGCCGAGGUCAUUGAGAUAUUGAAUGUCCUUCCAGGUGCAGAGUCGGUGCGACUAUUGAGCUCGCUCAGAGGGGAACGCGACGCGUCCAAGAUUCUAUCAGUUGUCCGUGGUGGCCUGGGUCGUCACGAGCGCGCGUCAGACCAGCCCUCUGCCACUACCGUGAUGGGUGCCCCGUUCAAGACGCUUGAACUCGAGGUGCAAAAUCCCGUCGCCUAUCCCACUCUGGAACCGUUCGACCCGGGGUCUUUCAUGAGGGAGCCAUACCGCGGCCUCACGACUGCCGCCAAAGAUGAUGACAUGGCCCCUAGGCCCACUGCGGCACGAUGUAUAUCGCUGUAUCUUCAGACCGACCACCCCUUGCUGGGGCAUUUUGACCCCGAACUCUUCAUCUCUCACCUGACAAAGGGCGAGAAUGGAUAUUGUUCUCCCUUACUUGUAAACGCUCUUCUUUACUGGGCCUCCCAAAUGUACACCGCCAUGGACCCCAGGACCAAUAAGUUUGCCAUGAGCUUUUGUUCAGAGGCUGAACGAAUGUGGAACGAGGAGCUCGGCAAUGAUAACGUCGUCAACAUUGCCGCGGCGCAGUUUCUCAGUCUAGGGUUUCUUGGCCAUGGCCGGGACCACAAAGUCUUGCAGUACCUCGCCCACGCAUUGCACAUGGGGAAUCGAAUGGGACUGAUCGACUGCGAUACCGAUGAUACCAGCACGACGUAUCCCAUAGAGGGGCUUACGGUCGAGGAGUCUCGGGCUCGCCUGCUGAUGUCGCUUUUCUACCACCAACCCGGACUCAACUGCCCGAAGAGACCGCCGAACCUACCAAUCCCGGGAGGAGACCGCUCCGGCGAGCAAGCAGACCCCGACAUGGCCCAAACCCUGCCGCUGCCGUCUUUCAUGGGCAAGACCUUUGCACACCUGUGCCAUUUCUGGCGCAUCGUGCACGAGAUCACCCUUGUUUACCACUCGGAUCCAAGCCCCGCCUUUUUUGACGACCACACGGCGCUACGUUUCGCGGAGUAUAAGUUCCGGGAGUUGUUGGCCUGGAGCAAUGGUCUCCCGUCUCACCUACUUCGCGGCGAGAAUAGGCCUCACCAUGUGCAGAUUUUACAUCUUUGGUUCCACGCAGCCGUUCUCGAGCUCUUCCGCCCGUGUGUCCAAACGAGUACCGCCGCGAAACGCCGUCUACGAACCUUUACAAGCACCGCCAGCUCGCCUGCAGCCGUGUGCAAUGCCUCUGUGGAGCAGCUGAAGCGUCUGACCCUCCAUUUCCGCCUCAACUAUAAGUCUUCGACCUACACGAUCCUCUGGCACACCGCUCUGAUAUACGUGGCCAACGCCCUGCUCCACGACUCCAAGGAGGAGGGUUGGUUUUCGUAUUUCCUCCUCUGUGUGUACGGGUACGAGAGGCUGCGCCGCUCGUGGCGCGUGACUGAGGCCGUCGCCAAAGCCUUGCUGGCCAUGUCGUUGCGCAACGGCGACAUCUCGAGCCAAAUGGCACGGCAUAUCCUGCAGGAUCUCGAGAGGAAGAAGCUCAGCGAGAUGCCAGAGCGCAUCAGGGCGCCUUUUCCAGUGGACUUGGACCUGGCGCUGUCUGACCCAAAGUCUGCAAUGGCAGAGAAUCUGGCGGAUAAGUUUGAGUACACUGCCAUGCUUGGCGACUAUACGCACGAGUUUGACAGUUCGGAGCUCAAUUAG